This is a messenger RNA of Lepidothrix coronata (blue-crowned manakin), 2515 nucleotides long. It is a transcript of the gene ELMO2, whose product is annotated as engulfment and cell motility 2. The coding region runs from base 306 to 2393 and encodes 695 amino acids. Lineage: Eukaryota; Metazoa; Chordata; Aves; Passeriformes; Pipridae. The transcript has 21 exons. The record is from RefSeq and is a predicted model, not a curated record. Gene Ontology annotation, biological process: cell motility; actin filament organization.
GCUUCCCGGGGCGGGACGGACGCGGCGGGGCGGGGGCUGCGCGGAGCUCCGCGGCCCCGCUGUCGGGGCAGAGGGAGCCGAGCGCGGCCGCGCCGCCGCCCCAGAGCCCCGCGCCGGCCCGGGCGCCCGCCCUGCAUGAGCCCCGGCGGCCCCUGGCGCUCGCAGCCGCGCCCGGAGGCGGCGCCCCGUGGGCACGGGGUGCUGACGUGAGCCCUCCCGCGGCGGCCCCGCAGGCGAGGAGGGACGGGGGACGCUCGGUGUGGAGGUGUAUGCUGUUGUAAAGGCACUUGGAGGAGUCUGGAGCAAUGCCACCGCCUUCAGACAUUGUGAAAGUGGCUGUUGAGUGGCCGGGUGCCAAUGCCCAGCUGCUGGAGAUAGAUCAGAAAAGGCCUCUUGCAUCCAUCAUCAAGGAGGUCUGUGAUGGGUGGUCCCUGCCAAACCCUGAGUACUACACCCUGCGGUACGCUGAUGGUCCCCAGCUGUACAUCACAGAGCAGACUCGCUGUGACAUCAAGAAUGGAACUAUCCUGCAGCUGGCAGUCUCCCCGUCUAGGGCAGCUCGCCAGCUGAUGGAGAGGAUCCAGUCCCACAGCAUGGAAGCACGACUGGAUGCCAUGAAGGAACUGGCCAAACUUUCAGCAGACGUGACCUUUGCCACAGAGUUCAUCAACAUGGAAGGGAUUACGGUGCUGACACGGCUUGUGGAGAGCGGGACCAAGCUGCUGUCCCAUUACAGUGAAAUGUUGGCUUUCACCCUGACUGCCUUCUUGGAGCUCAUGGACCACGGAAUUGUCUCCUGGGACAUGGUCUCAAUAACCUUCAUCAAACAGAUUGCAGGGUAUGUGAGCCAGCCCAUGGUGGACGUGUCCAUCCUCCAGCGGUCCCUGGCCAUCCUGGAGAGCAUGGUGCUCAACAGCCAGACCCUGUACCAGAAGAUUGCCCACCUGCAAGACAAGCUGCUUAACCCUCUAGACCUGCCCAUCACUGAAAUGGCUAAUGCAUUUGCCCAGAAGCAUCUGAGGUCUAUAAUCCUGAAUCAUGUGAUCAGAGGAAACCGCCCCAUUAAAACAGAGAUGGCCCAUCAGCUGUACGUGCUCCAGGUCCUGACCUUUAAUCUCCUGGAAGAGAGAAUGAUGACCAAGAUGGACCCCAAUGAUCAGGCACAGAGAGACAUCAUAUUUGAGUUGAGAAGAAUUGCAUUCGAUGCAGAGUCCGACAGCAACAACGUCCCUGGCAGUGGAACAGAGAAACGCAAAGCCAUGUACACCAAGGACUACAAGAUGCUGGGAUUCACUAAUCACAUCAAUCCAGCCAUGGAUUUUACUCAGACUCCUCCAGGGAUGUUGGCAUUGGACAACAUGCUCUACUUGGCUAAAUUUCAUCAGGACACCUAUAUCAGGAUUGUUCUGGAGAACAGCAGUCGAGAAGAUAAGCACGAGUGUCCCUUUGGGCGCAGUGCCAUUGAACUCACCAGGAUGCUUUGUGAGAUCUUGCAGGUUGGGGAACUCCCCAAUGAAGGCCGGAAUGACUAUCACCCCAUGUUUUUCACCCAUGACCGUGCGUUUGAGGAACUGUUUGCCAUCUGCAUCCAGCUGUUGAACAAGACCUGGAAAGAAAUGAGGGCGACAGCAGAAGAUUUUAAUAAGGUUAUGCAGGUUGUGAGGGAACAGAUCACACGGGCUCUCCCUUCUAAACCAAACUCCUUGGACCAGUUCAAGAGCAAGCUGCGCAGCCUGAGCUAUUCAGAGAUCCUGCGGCUACGCCAGUCUGAGAGAAUGAGCCAAGAUGACUUCCAGUCACCCCCUAUUGUGGAGCUGAGGGAGAAAAUCCAACCUGAGAUCCUGGAGCUGAUAAAGCAACAGCGCCUGAACAGGCUUUGUGAGGGAAGCAGCUUUAGAAAAAUUGGAAAUCGCAGAAGGCAAGAAAGAUUCUGGUAUUGUCGCCUGGCUCUGAAUCACAAGGUGCUACACUAUGGAGAUCUGGAAGAUAAUGCCCAGGGGGAAGUGACCUUUGAAUCUCUACAGGAAAAAAUUCCAGUUGCAGACAUCAAAGCCAUUGUCACAGGGAAGGAUUGUCCACACAUGAAGGAGAAAAGUGCACUGAAACAGAACAAGGAAGUGUUAGAAUUGGCCUUCUCCAUAUUAUACGAUCCCGAUGAGACCCUGAACUUCAUUGCACCUAAUAAAUACGAGUACUGUAUCUGGAUUGAUGGGCUUAACGCUCUCUUGGGGAAGGACAUGUCCAGCGAGCUGACCAAGAGCGACCUGGACACGCUGCUGAGCAUGGAAAUGAAGCUGAGGCUCCUGGACUUGGAGAACAUCCAGAUCCCCGAAGCGCCGCCGCCGAUCCCCAAGGAGCCGAGCAGCUACGACUUCGUGUACCACUACGGCUGAGGCACCGCGCCGGCACCGCCCGGGCCGCGCUCGGAACCGGGACCCGGGGGCGCCCGGGGCGGGGGACCCGGCGCCGCCCGCCUUUUGUAUCGGUUCAAUAAUAACCAGUAGCGCUCCGAGCC